This is a messenger RNA of Anopheles coluzzii, 6496 nucleotides long. RefSeq names its product probable beta-hexosaminidase fdl. The record is from RefSeq and is a predicted model, not a curated record. Gene Ontology annotation, cellular component: membrane. Gene Ontology annotation, biological process: carbohydrate metabolic process; ganglioside catabolic process; glycosaminoglycan metabolic process. Bases 1806 to 4049 code for a protein of 747 amino acids. Lineage: Eukaryota; Metazoa; Arthropoda; Insecta; Diptera; Culicidae. Gene Ontology annotation, molecular function: beta-N-acetylhexosaminidase activity. The transcript is spliced from 6 exons.
UAGAAAGGAAAGUGUUGUGGCUGCAGUCACCACCUCGCAAAACCCGUUCCACCCCAUUUCCCCGCUGUGCUCUCAAUUGGGAAGGUUUCGUUUGCGGCUGGUGCUACUGCUGAUGCAACGGGUGAGGGAACAGCAUCUCAUCCGCCCUGGGAGGAGAAUCUGUGUCAUACCGAAUAGACCGUGUGUAUGUGUGUGUAUGUGUGUGUUGGCUCUCCUCGCGAGUGUAAUUAUACAUCGUCCACGAAGCAGGCGUGAAGUACAAAUGUCAAAACCCCACUUCUAGUGUCGUGAAAGGAUUGAGAAGAGCGGGCCGCAAAGUAGGCAAUCCCGGCAAGUGUACACAGAAAGGAGGGGUGAGCAAUUUGGAACGAGCAGAGCAAUAAUAUUCUUGCACAUAAUUUCUCUUAUUUUGGGGCUGGUUGGCAGCAGCGACCGUCAAUCCACCCGCCAGUAGUAUAAUAGUAAGGCUCUCUCGGUUCGGAGCGAAGGAAAUCGCGCGCAACCGGCAGCACCCUUUCGGCAAACGGUGGCACUGUGGCUGUGUGUGUGAGUGUGACUGGCUGGAAGUGUACUCAACCCCCCCGAGUUCGACCUAAUCAUAGGGUUUUGGGUGGCGCCGGUACUGCGCCGAGACGACAGCACCCGACUCUACAAUCCACCCGUGAACCGAUUGAAGGGGAAACCCCCUCGGAGGCUUGUUUUACUAGCAGGCCUGUCUACCAGAGCAAGGCUUGAACGGGAUAGAGCGUUCGUGUUCGGAAAAGUGCACCCAGUCGCGAAAGAAAACACACCAUCGAUUGCAAAACCGGGCGAGGAAGGCAGCUGCCGAACGAGCGCAGUAGAACGGAACGAAGCGACCGAAGUGCAUCGGCCAAUUUUCCCUGCGUUCGCAAUAGAAAAAAAAACCGCGUAUGCAAAAGGUGUACAGAGAGCACCGUCAAGCACAAAUCAAUCAAAGUGUGCCGAGUGAGUGUGAAUGAGCAAAUGAAGUGUGUGUGUGUAGUGUUGUAGUGAGUGAGUGAGCGAAAAAGAAAAAAGAGAUUUAAUAAGCCUUUUCCCCGUUAUUUCCACUUCCGGCCGUUUCUAGUGCAGCCUUUUUUCCUCGCAAGUGUGUGUGUGUGUGUGUGGUGUAGUGUAGUGUGUUAAGUGGCACUAUUACGUUCCGGUAACUUCUCAGCUGUUCCUUUCAGGUGCAAGGGAAAAGUAGUGUAGCGCUCUGUAUAGAGAAACUGUAUGUAGUGAAAAGCUAGUGUAAAAGGGGGGAAAAGCAAAACCGCUACCGACAUCGAAGCACCCGCUGGAUUGUGGAAACAAGCACACACACACAACAUCCCACAUCCGCCGAGCGUACCCUCCCGGGGGAGCAUCCGAGUGAGUGUGUCGCCGGCCCGACAAACCUUCCUUUGGCUCGCGUGAGGUUCAGGUCCAGGAGGAAGGUUGACAAAGUUCAAUUGGCCACCGAAACACAGACGCGUACGACGGACGUCGUGUCCGUCUGGCCGAUUGACGUAUGUGUGUGUGUGUGUUUCGCACACGACAGGGUCUUAUGAAUGUUAUGGGUGCCUUUUAGUGGAACAGCAGCAGCAGCAGCAGCAGCAAAAAUAGUGCAACAUCAACUGUUCGCCGGUUUCGGUGCGUGUGUGUUAGCGUGGUUUAUUCGAGCUUCCGGCAAUAGUUGAGCCAGCCAUACUCCCCUCGCCCUCCUGGGGAACCACAGUGUCGAUGAGCGGGUGCCAUUUUUAAAUCAACGCUCCUCGAUAGCAUCCACACAGUCGCGCAACAUCCGUGUCACGGUGCUGAAAAACAUGUUCAAAAAGAUUGCCCUCACGAGGUCCGCCCUCAAGAAGGCGAUCGUGGUAGUGUCCGUCUGUGCGCUGGCAAGCUUCCUGCUGCUGCUGUACUGGAAUGACAGUUCCGAGUCGACCAAACCCUCCAGCACGAUGGCGAUGGGCAUCUAUAACACGCACAUCGUCGAUGGCAGCCUGGACGGCGGUCCGAUGAGCGCUGGCGAUAGCGUCCGGGACAGUGCCAUCCCCGUAAAUCCCAUCGAGCGGCUGUGGACGUACCGGUGUGUCAACAAUCGGUGCGUGCGGCACCAUUUCGUGGAUGGGGCGGAGGAGGACUUUGACACGAACAACGCGCACCAGCAGCAGCACGGAGGACAAGCGCCAGCCGGUGCCGGGAGCGCAAACACGGGCAGCAGCAGCAGCUCACCCGGCAAGCGUAUCCCCUACCUAACCUGUACAAUGACCUGUGGGCCGAUCAAUAUUUGGCCGCAGCCGACCGGUGCCACCACGAUCGGUAGCAAAACGUCCCGCUUUCGGCUGUCGGACAUGCACGUGAAAAUCGUGACCAAGUUCGAGCCGGUCGAUAAGCUGCUGCACGACGCGUACGAUGUGCUGCGGGCCGAGGUUCGUGCCGCGAUGGUUUCGCACGGCGCGACGCUGGAAGAGAUCGAGGGUGCGGUGCCGGCGGCGUCCGUCCCGGCUGGGGUGCAGCAGCUGCCCCGGGCGGAGGAACGGUCGCUCGCUACGGAGGUGAACGAUGCGGCCACGGUUGGAAGGAGUGCCGGUGGGUCGGAAACGUCCGGCGUGGGGAAGAUUCACUUCUUCAAGCUGGUCAGCGACAAGCGGUACGAUGUGGACGCGUUCGAGGUGAACGUGCACGUGGAGAAGUCGGGCGAUACGCACCUGACGUUGCACACGGACGAGAGCUACAACAUGACGGUGACGCACUCUGCACGUGUGUUGAUCGUAAAAAUAACUGCCAACACGUUCUUUGGCGCAAAGCAUGGACUGACCACGCUGCAGCAGCUGAUCUGGUUCGAUGACGAGGAGCGUACGCUGAAGGUCCUCAACAAGGCGUCCAUUGAAGAUGUGCCAAAAUUUAACUACCGUGGCCUUAUGCUCGAUACCUCCCGGCACUACUUUACGGUGGAUGCGAUCAAGCGCACCCUCGUCGGCAUGUCCCACUCGAAGCUGAACCGGUUCCACUGGCACAUCACGGACUCGCAGAGCUUCCCGUUCGUUUCGCGCCACUAUCCCCAGCUCGCCCGGUACGGUGCCUACUCCGAGCGUGAGGUGUACACCGCAGACGACGUCCGGGAGCUGACCGCGUUCGCGAAGGUUCGCGGCAUCCAGAUCAUACCGGAGAUCGACGCACCGGCCCACGCCGGCAAUGGGUGGGACUGGGGUCCCAAGCACGGGCUCGGGGAGCUGAGCCUGUGCAUCAACCAGCAGCCGUGGAGCAACUACUGCGGCGAGCCACCGUGCGGACAGCUCAACCCGAAAAACAACAACACCUAUCUGAUCCUGCAGAAGCUGUACGAGGAGCUGCUGGAGAUUGUCGGCCCACUGGAUUACUUCCACAUCGGCGGGGACGAGGUGAACCUGGAGUGCUGGCAGCAGCACUUUAACGACUCGGACAUGCGCACGCUGUGGUGCGACUUUAUGCUGCAGGCGUACCAUCGGCUGCAGCUCGCCAGUGGACAGAACGCGACGGCACCGCGCCUGGUCGGCGUGUGGUCGAGCGGGCUUACCAGUGCGCCGUGCCUGUCGAAGAACACGUUCGCGGUGCAGGUGUGGGGCGGCAGCAAGUGGCCCGAAAACUUCCAGCUCAUCAACAGCGGCUACAGUCUGGUGAUAUCGCACGUGGACGCGUGGUAUCUGGACUGCGGGUUCGGCAGCUGGCGGUCAACGGGCGAUGGGGCCUGCUCGCCGUACCGCAACUGGCAGACGGUGUACAAGCAUCGGCCGUGGGAGGAGAUGAAGCUUACCACGCUGCAGAUGCGUCAGAUUUUGGGCGGUGAGGCGUGCAUGUGGACGGAGCAGGUGGACGAGUCGAUACUGGACGCGCGGCUGUGGCCGCGCGCAUCCGCCCUGGCCGAGCGGCUGUGGACCGACCCGACCGAGGAGCGGUACAGUGAGUCGGUACCGCUCGAGGUGUACAAUCGGAUGUCGGUGUUCCGGAACCAUCUGCUCGAGCUGGGCCUGCGGGCGGAACCGAUCUUCCCGAAGUACUGUGCGCAGAACCAGGACGAGUGUGUAUGAUAUUACGCCAACCCGUUCUACUAGAUUUUGUGAUUUUUCGCUAGAGGAGGGGAGGGUACUGUGUGGUUGUGAUAGUUUGACAAAAAAGAGGGCGCUUUGACCGAUGUGCUACACGCAAUUGUACACGACAAAGGGAAGCCUGGGCAAGACGACGCGAGAGGAAGGCACAUAUAUUUAGAAAACGCUUGAAACUCAUGAUAUUACUAUGACCAACAAUCAUGUAGCAACAGGAAUGGCGGGCGGGAAGAAGGAUGAGAUGAGGAUAGAAUUUUUGUUUGUUGUUAGAUAUUUAUGACACGGCGCAGUAGUGUGAUGCACAGUUGAACCUGUAGAACCGGGGAGCUGCGCAAAAGGUUUAAAACAAAACAAAAAAGGACACACGGUUGUACAUAGUUUGUAAAUGAUUGACGUAGUGUUACGGUAGCUACUUAUUCGGAGGUUUCAGCGUAGCGCUAGUAAAACGAGAAACAUUGUAACCUGCACACCUACCGUAGCGUUUAAUGAUCAUGAUAACAGUACACACGACACCUAGCCGAACGGAAGGAGACAAUUAUGGUUUAAUAUGGUUUCUUACCAAGUUUAGUAUAGUCUAUGAAGAAUUAGUAACAAAAAAAACACAACAUUUUGCGCUUACAAACUUACAAAAAAACGUGCACACUCACACGGCAACGGAACCAGUAACACGGAAGGUUGUAACUUCUCUAGUAGCAGACGAGUCUAGCAGAUAGGCACGAGAUACUAACGAGCGAUAGAAUCAUCAAUGCAAAACACACGGACUCUUUCUGUAGAGGAGUAUUUAUAUUUAAUUUCCCACAUACUCUUAGAUACAAUUCUUUAUUUUCCUCCAUUCACCAUACCUCAAAAUGGGAAAAUUCUGAAAACGAUUUGCACGGUAAACAGAACGUCACGAGGCGCCUGGUAGACGAUAGGUGAAUUGUAUUGGUUCACGCGUACUUAAACGACCCGUGUGCAUUGCGACGUUUGUGUUUUCUAUGCUUUACUGGGUGAACAAAUUUUCUAUAAAAUCGUGCAUUCUUUUCCAAAUUGUUACAAAUGCCGAUAUGAUGAUGAUGGUUGAAAUUGUGGUACAGCAAUUUUUCAGGAUAAUUAGUUAAAAAGGAAACGGUAAAGCUGCUUCGAAAUGAGCUUUACUAUGCGCGUGAAAGUGUGUGGAGCAAGUGCAAACAGAAAAGGUGAAGUAAUUUCAUGUAAACCCUCCCGAUAUACCUGCAGACGAUUUCGCUAACAUACGUAAGUGUUUAAGUAUUUUCUUUAUUUUUUUUGUGUCGCCUCCCGUUCAUACACUUGUGCGUGUGGUUUGAGAUUUGCGCAAGCGGUUAGCUGUAUCUGUUUCGUGUUAUUAUGUUUGUUGUUAACUAUUGCUUUAAUUUAGCAGAAAAGAAAGCAUACAGACAAUUUGCAGGCGCGCGGCAUUUCCGUUUUGCCAAAUUGUAAUAUUAAUAUUUAACAAAAUCCAACAGACACACAGUCGAAACACUUCUUUCCCACUAAACUAAGUGCACUGUAGGUUUAAGCGUAACGUAGCGGCGUAAGUUAGGUAAACAACUAUCUAAAAACGGAAGCUCUAAGCAGCACUUGCAGGAUGGAACACUUGUUGUUGUCAUUGUCAAACGACCAAAAUGCCUGAUUGUGAGAAAAGAAAACGUGGGAACGAGAAAUUAGGAAAAGCAAACAAUAUAGUAUGUAUAGAAACAGGUACACUUUCCUUUAAGAGAUUACUGUGCAAAAGUUUGAUUUUAAACAGUUAGACACAUUUGUUUUAAAACCAACUAGUAGCACACAGACGAACCUUAAAGCGUCAGCGAUGUUGAUUAGAUUAAUUGAUUUACUACAAAAAAGAGCGUGAAAGACACAGGAGAGCCAUAAAUGAUUGCGGAUAUUAAACGCCGAACGAGCAAUACACUCAUCACCGUGAAAAGCGGGGGCAAAGUUUCGGUUGGAUUUAAUUGUGUAGCAGAACUUUAAAUGGAAAUGUAUACCGAUAUGUAUCACACGUUCGCGAACGCAAAACUGCGAACGCUUUUGGAAAUGAACAAACUUGUAAAAGCAAGCAAGAGAAGAGAGACAAAGUGGGGAAGAGAAAACUAAUCUAAGCCGUUUGCCUUUUGCUGUAAUUGCAUAUUGUUAAGAACUGGAAAACAAAAUUCGUGCAAGUGUCACGUGUUCCGUUGGACCCUGUUUCUGAUUUCAUGCUUGUUUGUUGCAUUUUGGUUGUCGUUAGUGCAGUGUAAUGAAAAGUACAAGCGAGAGGAGGGGCGGGAAAAAGCGCGCGGAAAACUGAGCUUUGCGUCGAUAGUGUGAGGAUAAGUUAUUUACAUGUUUUCUUGAGAUUCGAUCGUAGCGGGCUCUCUCUCUCUCUCUGUCUAUCAGUUCCGAUUCUUUUUUAAGUGGUAGUGUAAUAAAAUGAAAACAAAUCAUAACUACAA